This is a messenger RNA of Tripterygium wilfordii, 963 nucleotides long. RefSeq lists its product as uncharacterized. The transcript has 3 exons. Lineage: Eukaryota; Viridiplantae; Streptophyta; Magnoliopsida; Celastrales; Celastraceae. The record is from RefSeq and is a predicted model, not a curated record. Bases 93 to 563 code for a protein of 156 amino acids.
CUUAAACGGUUUUUAUCUUCUCCGUCCAUCCUCUGUUCCUCGACAACGAUAGAACUUCCCUAAACGCACCGUUCUUUCUUUCUCUCUCUGAAAUGGCGAAUUGCGUAUGUUGCAGUAAGCCUGUGAUGGCGGCAAAAUCUAUGGACGAUGUGGGCUUUGUGUCCACUGUGAGAAUACCGAUGAUGAUUCGAGUUGUUGUGCGUCCCGGUACAUCUACGAGUUCCAUGAGCCGGAGGAACUACCGGGUCUGUGGUGUGAGAGCUUCGAUGGUUGAUUCGUAUGAGAGCUCGUCUAAUUUCGUUAAGCGCAUGGAGCAAGCCUGGCUAAUAUCUGAGCAACCAAGGCCAGUUGCUUGUUCUUCUUGCAACUCAAAUGGGCAUGUUGAAUGUAAAUGGUGUGGAGGUACGGGCUUCUUCAUUCUCGGUGAUAACAUGCUCUGCCAAGUCCCAUCCAGAAACACCAGCUGUGUUAUUUGUGCAGGAAAGGGAUCAACGUGCUGCUCUGACUGUAAGGGAACUGGGUUCCGUGCCAAGUGGUUGGGAGAGCCUCCAGUUCCUAAAUAAACUCUGGUUUUGAAAGCUCAACUGCCAAAGUAGCAGGGGAUGUUGCAGGGGCGUGGCAUGAUAUUUGCUUAUGGAUUCUCUUCCAUUUCCAGUUUAUGAACGAGUAAUGAGUAAUCAUGCUUGAAGCCUCAUUAACUUCACAGUAUAAAUACAUUCCUUCCAUUGUUUAAGGUGUAAUUACCAAAGCACGUUGACAAUCUCAUUUUAGCCAAAUUUGUAUUAUAAGUUAUAGAACGCAGAAGAAUCAGCCUUAACGAAUUUUCUACUCGGGUCUAGUUUGGCUGUGCUGCCAUUGUUGACAUAGACCCUAAGGCUUAAGUUCUGCUUUGAAUACCUUCAAAGUGUUUGGUAUUAUGCAAAUCAGAUUGGUUCCAGACUAAGUUAGCGGGUCUUAUUUAAA